AUGUCCGCCCUCCAGGAUCUGAAGAAGCAGAGUGCCGGCCUCGAAGGUACGUCGCAAGGGAGCUACCUCUGGCGGACGCUGCCUUAUGCCGCUGGCGCUGCCUCUGCUGCAGCUGCCGCGGGCUACUAUUGCUAUGACUAUCUUAGUAUGUCCUGUCCGUGCGAUUGGGAUACUUCAAUACAGAGCAGCAGAACCACUCUUGCGUUCCAAUCUCCUGUCGAUAGUCUCGAUGUAUCCUUCCCAGGCAGCGUCUAGCCAUUGGGAACUUUUGCCUUCUUGGUUGAAAGCUAUGCUAAUGACCCGCAGCCGGUAUGCAAAAGAUCAGCAUGGUCGACAAUGAAUUACCCAAGAAGAAAGGUCCCCCAUCCACUAAACCUCCUCCAGCCAAAGCUCCGCCGCAGAAGACUCCGGCGAAGCAGCCUCAGACUAGCACUCCGGCUAAAUCAGGCGAUUCGACUCCAGCCGUCAAGAAGCCGGCGACUCCUGCCUCGGCGCCGAAGACCACUCCAUCCAAGCCAGCGACUGGGGGCGCGACUCCUGCGAAGAAGCCUGCGACCGCUCCCGCGAAGCCUGCAACGGGAGGCGCUCCUACGCCAGCAAAGACGCCCGUCAAGACUCCUGCGAAAACUCCUGCGAGCGGAGGCGCCGCGACACCUGCAAAGACUCCCGCGAGCGGAGGCGCCGCGACACCUGCGAAGACUCCUGCGAGCGGAGGCGCUGCGACACCUGCGAAGACGCCAGCGAAGACGCCAGCGAAGACACCAUCCACCGCCGGAGCCAAGACUCCAGUCUCCCAGGCACAAAAGACGGCAGGACAAGCAACAGCCGGCGCGAAGCCACCUUCAACCCCAGCCGAUGGGGCAGCUUCUUCCCCAGCAAAACGAAAGCCAGUCCCUCCAGAAGUCAAACCACAGACCAAGAAGCCUCCUCCAGCUGCCAACAAUGCCACCAACACAGCCCAGAAAGCCACCGGGACCGCCCAGAAGGCCGCAAACCAAGGCGUGGGAGCAGCUGACAAGACGCUCGACACCGCAACGGAAGGAGUGAAUAAAGGCGUGGGCGCAGCUACAGGUACGUCCUCCUCACUCCCCACAAGGAUGGACUUCAGUCCUACCAGUACGAAUUACGUGGAAACUAUGCUCCCGCAGUGGCUAGUGCAACGUUGGAAAGCUGCUUCCAACAACAGCAACUGAAUCGAUCUAGGGUCUCUCGACAAAGUCAGCGGCGGGAAAGCAGCGCCUGCGACCAAGAAGGUCAACCAAGUCGGCCAGGGCGCGAGUAAUGCUGCGGGCCAAGUUGGCAAGGGCGCUACCGGUACGGCGCAGAAGGCGGGUAAAGAUGUUUCGGACACGGCAGGUGGCGCGAUGGGCGAUCUUGCGCAGACAGGAAAGGAUACGGCGGGAGCAAUUGGGAGGGGGGAUGUGAAAGGAUUUGCGGGUGGGGCUGCGAAGGUGAGAAGAGGAUGAUUUGGUCUGUCUUUCCACUGCAUUACAAUUGCUAAUGUCAUUGCUAGGGCGUUGGCCGAACGGUCGGUGGUGUUGGCAAAGGCGUAAGUCUUCGAUUGUGUCAAAAUUUGAGGGUCGGUCGAUGCUGAUGAGAGCUUUCCAGGCUGGCACAACUGUCUCUGGUGUGGGCAAAGGUGUCGAUGGCACUGUGUAUGUUUUCAAACCCCUUCGGAAAUCCUUCAGAGUCGCCUGCUGAUGUUGAACUCGUAGCUCUGGUGCUGGCAAGACCCUUGGUGGCACAGUCGUAAGUUCAAGCUGCCAAGAUUCUUCUUGCUCUCGGUGCUGACAUGUUUCGUAGGGCGGACCCGUUGGCAAGACUGUUGGCGACGCUUCUGGCAAUGUGGGCAAGACUGUAUCCGGAGCAACUUCUGGCCUUGGUCAAACAGUCGGCGAUACCACCAGCGCUAUCGGAAAGGGUGAUAUGAGCGGCGUCGCUUCUGGCGCUACCGGCGGUGUUGGUAACACCGUUGAUGGUGUCGGAAAAGGAGCUGUGAGUAUCCUGGCAGCCGUAAGGGUCACAAGUGCUUGCUGAUCUCGGUGGUGUACAGGGCGAUUCGAUUGAAGGAGCUGGCAAGAGCGUAGGCGGGUAUAUUCCUGGCCGCGUCGGAGGUACGGUUGAAGGUGUCGGCAAGGGUGUUGGAGAUACUGUUACUGGUACGCAAUUCAUUUCCGAGGUCUAUUACUUGGAACGCGUUGCUGACGGGUAUGAAUGUAGGCGUGACGGGCGGUGUCGGCGACGGCGUCGGCAAACUCGGACAAGGGGAUGUCAUCGGUGGUGUUGGAUCAACUGUGAGUGGUGUUGGCAAAGGUGUUGGUGGCCUGGCCUCUGGUGUAUGGGGAGGUAUCAGUGGUAAGAAUCGGAAGAAGCCCGAGGAGGAGGAGGCCCAGGGAGAAGGAGAAGCAGAGGCCGAAGGAGGGGAAGGUGAAGGGCAGAAGAAGCAAAAGGGCUGGUUCUCCUAA
Lecanosticta acicola is the source of this 2465-nucleotide messenger RNA. The record is from the annotation of a GenBank genome assembly. Lineage: Eukaryota; Fungi; Ascomycota; Dothideomycetes; Mycosphaerellales; Mycosphaerellaceae.